Tetrahymena thermophila SB210 is the source of this 999-nucleotide messenger RNA. Its product is annotated as zinc-binding dehydrogenase family oxidoreductase. The record is from RefSeq and is a predicted model, not a curated record. The transcript has 2 exons. Gene Ontology annotation, molecular function: oxidoreductase activity. Lineage: Eukaryota; Ciliophora; Oligohymenophorea; Hymenostomatida; Tetrahymenidae.
AUGGAAAAUCAAAAGAUGAAAGCUUUAGUUUUAGAGGAGUUCGGCUAACCUCUAGUUUUAAAGGAAAUAGAUAUCCCAUAACCCAACUAAGGUGAAGUUCUAGUCAGAGUUGAAUCUACUCCUAUUAAUCCUUCUGAUGCUUCUUUCAUGAAGGGAUCUUAUUCUAGCUCAAGAAAAGCUCCCUGUGUUCCUGGCUUUGAAGGAUCUGGUGUAGUUGUAAAAAGUGGCGGUGGUGAAGUUGCUGAUAGUUUAUUAAAUAAAAGAGUUGCAUUCACCGCAGGAGGAUAAAAUGGAACUUUUGCUCAGUAUGCUACUGCAAAUGCUAAUUUUGUUUUACCCAUUGAAGAUGAUGUAACAUUCAAUUAAGCCGCUUCUUCAUUUGUCAACCCUCUUACUGUAAUAGCUAUGCUUGAAACAGUUUAGUAAGCUAAUGCAAAAGCUGUUGUUCAAUCUGCUGCUGCUUCUGCUUUAGGAAGAAUGAUGGUUAGAUAUUUUAAGUAACAUGGAAUAGAAGUUAUCAACAUUGUAAGAAGACCUGAACAAAUUUAAAUUCUUAAAAAUGAAGGCGCUAAUAUAGUCUUAAACUCAAAUUAAGAAGAUUUCUUACCUACUUUAAAAGCUCACGCCAUUGAGUUAAAUGCUACUGUUUUCUUUGAUGCUGUUGCAGGACCUUUAACAGGAUAAGUUUUGUCAAGUAUGCCUAACGGUUCUACAGCUUACGUGUAUGGAGCACUUUCUUUAUAAGAAGCUUCUAUUUCACCAACUUAAUUGAUUUUUAGAGAUUAAUCAAUUAAGGGUUUAUGGCUCACUAAAUGGCUCACAACCAUCUCUAAAGAGCAAUUAAAGACAGCUAUAUUAAAAUUAUAAAAGCUUAUCAAGACUGAAUUAAGAACAGAAAUCGCUUAAGAAUGUUCUCUCCAAGAAGGAUCUUAAGCAGUUAGAUAAUAUAUCAAGAAUAUGUCUUCAGGAAAAAUAUUAUUUAAGCCAUAACUUUAAUGA